CUGGUCCGAUGGCGAGACAAUAAAGCACACCAACUGGGCCCCAAAUCAACUCGAAAGCGCCGACGUUGCGUCCUGCGCCUACGUCAACCAAGGGGGAAUAGGAGAGCCUGGGAAGUGGCGCUCUGGCUCCUGUCAUUCCUCGUUGGCCUACAUGUGCAAACGGCCGCAGAGCUGCCCAGAGGGACAGACGUGUUCCCCCAAACAUGGUCCUGCUGUAGUGAAGACUGCCUACUGCGACGACAACACCUUCCACUAUGACGAUUAUUGUUACCGUUACGAGAAGACGCAUGAAAAUUAUGACAAUGCUGAGAAGUUCUGUCAAGCCCGGGGAGGCCACCUGGCUAGCGUCCACUCUAAGCAAGAGGCCCAAUUUGUGUAUGAUCACUCGCAGACCCAACAAUCUGCUUUGGUGGGACUCAAGAAUACGACGGGCGACGACUACGAGUGGAGUGACGGAACAACCUUUGAGUACAAACAAUGGGAAAAAGGCACCUCGGGGGACUGUGCGUUCCCAAAUUCUGUUGGGGAGUUGAGUGGCUGUCAGUGCUCAACGGCGCGGCCAUUCUUCUGCAAAACAGCCAAGCACGGAGGGACUCGACGGCUGGCAUCAUCAGUCAGCCUAGUCAGCUGGACUGACAAAUGCGGCUGGUGGCUGGACAACCCCACCAACGACUUCUGCUACCAGAUGAUCAGCCAGCCCACCAAGACCUGGCAGAAGGCGCAAGACGACUGCAAACGCCUCGAAGGGGACCUGCUCAGCAUCACCGACACCGAUGAGCAGGCCUUCAUAAAGGGUAUCGCCAAGGUUCUGAUGGGUGAUGACGCCUCCCUGUGGUUGGGCGCCAACGGAGGCAUCGAGGGUGACGGCGGCAAGUGGGCUGACGGAUCCCCCUUCUCUUACCUCCACUCGAGUGCAGGUGACGCCGACGGGGGGAAAUGUCUUUCCUUGCUCACCGGCAGCAGUGACUGGGAGCGUGACAAGUGCGACAACAUGAAAGGCUACGUCUGCAAGAAAAGAGGAAAAGGAAAGACGGCAAAACCCCAGCUGCUACAUGACGGCUACAAGGAGAGCUUUUUCUGCCAAGACGAUUGGAAAGUCCUUAAAUGUUCCGAUGAAAGAGUCAUCCGCGUACAGUCGGCUUUCCAUGGACGGAGGCGUAGCAACGUCUGUCCGAGUGGCGGCGCCGGAUCACAGGAUCGCUGCAGGAUGAAAGGGGCUCUCUCUCACUUUAGAGCAUUGUGUGACAAAUAUCAGACUUGCCCCAUUCAACUUACGGGUAUGGACCACUGCCCUGGUGUCUCCAAAUACCUCCACAUCGUCUACAGCUGUGAGGAGAAAGUGUGUCUUGACAGUCUGGGCAUCGCUGACGGGAAAAUCCCAGACUCCUCCUUUUCAGACUCUUCCUCCGCGAUCAAUGGCAAACCUCACAAAGCGCGUCUGGGGGGCAGCGGUUGCUGGGAACCGUCCAAAAUGUUCGGCAGCUGGAUCCAGGUGAACCUCGGUCAGCGCUUCAAGGUGACGGGCAUUGUGACCCAGGGGUGUACAUACCAAUUGGAAAGUUCCAACAUAUUUGAGUUGGAGUUCAGUACUAACGGAGAGACUUGGUAUCGCCACCCAGAGCAGCUUGCUGUGGGGACGUACAUGCUAACCAGGUUCGUGUUCGCCCAGUACGUCCGCCUCCUGCCAAGGUUUUUUGGCCUUCGCUUUGACGUCUUAGGGUGCACGCCUGACGACGCCUCUCGCGACAUCUUAUGCAGCAGCACAGCCACCAGCCUCGGCGUGGACGGUUCAAUGACGGUCCGGUGCCCGCCGGGCUGCGCCCAAACCUACACGGUCUACGGAACACAGAUCUACAAACAAGAGUCAAACAUCUGCGCUGCUGCCAUUCACUCGGGCGUCAUUGAGAACGCGAUUGGAGGAAUUGUGUCUUUGCUGAAGAGAGACCCACAGAAGGCCUACAACGGCUCCGCCAGGAACGGGAUCACCUCGAGUGUUGGUGACGGUUUGGCUCAAUCUCCGUCUUACACUUUUGGAGACCAGGGUGAGUAGGCUGUCUAGAAUAGAAAGCAUACUUCAUCACGUGACGCCAUCUUGCGCGCAGAGCCGAGAUGCUUGGGACCUGAAUGGGAGGAGUUUGCGG
This is a messenger RNA of Syngnathus acus (greater pipefish), 2141 nucleotides long. RefSeq lists its product as uncharacterized. Gene Ontology annotation, molecular function: signaling receptor activity; carbohydrate binding. Bases 152 to 2050 code for a protein of 632 amino acids. NCBI's taxonomy places the organism in Eukaryota, Metazoa, Chordata, Actinopteri, Syngnathiformes, Syngnathidae. The transcript has 20 exons. The record is from RefSeq and is a predicted model, not a curated record.